AUGGAGUCGGCAAUUUUCACCGAUGCCGAAUACCAAGUGACGGCAGAGAGGGCCCUCAAGUACCAAGGCACUGCGAAAAUAAAUAUUGACGAAAUCUCUUUGCACUCCUGCCUCACACAGGAGUAUGACCCCAAAAACGUAGCCAGACUCUGCGGGGUAUUCAGGAAGGAUGGCUGCCGUCGCCUGGAUCUUCGCAAUCAUGUCACGGGUGUUGUCUCCAAGCAGGGCUUGAAGCGUGCACGCCAGGCCGCGAGUGUCUCGAAGCAAGACUUAUUGACUAAUCCACCAGACCGGUACCCUCACUUGCAUUUUCAAGUUGGAGACGUCAAAUGUUUGCACGGACAACAUCGUCUUAAAGCAGCGAGCGACAUUCUCCCCCUCAGCGAGCGAUGGUGGACAGUUGAUUUGUACCGUGAUGACAUCAGUGAUGGCCUGCGGAAUACUCUCCAUGACGAAUACGCGAACGAAAAGAAACCCAGCGAUGGAGAGAUCUACCGAAAGAUUCGGCAAUACCAACACGAGCACAACGCCCGCUUUCAGAAGCGGUGGUGGUCACGUCUGUCGGAAAAUAAAUCCAAGCGCCUACGACAACUGACUUCUCCGGAUUAUGUGGACCUGUGUGCCGCCUUCGAUGCUUUACUGCCCAUUCCGGGAUUAUGGAACGGUAUGAGCAUCGGAUCGCUCAACCGAGUACUGGCACUCAAAUGUGAUGAGGAACUCAUACACUACCUCGCCCAUGUUCGGAACUACUGGGCGGUUCUUGUCGAUCAUGAUCCGACCCAGAUGGCUAAGAUUGAUCUGCAUACUGUGGAAGCACUCCAGCUUCGUGCACCGACAGCAUCUCAGGCGGACGCAAGAGCAGUCAAAGGAUCCAUAAAGAGUGGUGAGGUAUUUGCCAAGUUCACGGACGCCGAGCGCAAACGCAUAUGGAAAAGAUUGCGAAGCAAAGAGGCCUGCGACUGCAUAGUGCCUUCUUUGCAUACUUUUUUUCGCGACGUAUUGUACUUAGAGCUCUGCGCGAACGGUGUCAAAAGACUGGCUACCCUCAGCAAGAACCAACCCACCGUUCGCAGAGCCAUGCGCCACACCUUCCGGCAUAGUCGAACGGACGAAUAUCCCAUUCAAACAUCCGAGGCCUCGUUUUGCCAGACGGCCGAUAGGCAGGCCGACCAAUUCGAACUGGGUUAUCGGCAGGUCUGGCUAUUUGCCAUGCGCCAUUACCCGGACAUGCCAAAAGAGCCCACCACGCAGAACAUCGUUGCCAAGAGCAACCGCGGAAAGGCCGAUGAAGCUAUCCUUCACGGGAUGGCAGCGUUGGCACAGAAACUAGGUUUCGAAUCUCCUCAGGUGAGGGAGCUUGUAGGUCGGUGUCCGGACCGGCAAAUUGCGCGGGAAGCACUGAUUAAAGCUCGGAAACUGAGUUGCUAUCAGUAUGACAGCGUUGUACUCGAAUCUCUCAUCGACCGCAUCGUUGAAUGCUUCGCGGCUGCGGUUCCUGCGAGCGGUCCAUCUUACAGCGACCUACCUGCUCACGCACCGCUCCUGCGAAACCGAUGCGGGCCCCCUUCGGAACAGUCGCAGGCCCACGAUCGGUCCUUGCUGUUCCUCGACCAAGUCCAUUCAAUGUUGAAACCCAGUGACGCCAAUGUAUCUUCCUUUUUUGUGAGACAAUCCGUUUAUUUUGCUUUUUUUGGAAAGCCCUCUACCACUCAUGCCCAUAGGGCAAAUGCCCCGGCUGGAAUACCCCCCGACGGUCCUGGUUCUCCGCUAUUCGUUCCGCAUAAUAACACUGUGGAUAUCCAUCAACCGGAGCCGGGCAUCAGUGGGCUUCGUACAGCAACUAAUACCCUUUCAGACAUGAGUAGCCCACAUCACAACACCGAGGAAGGAGCAGCGUCGGAACCGGCAGAUGAAGACCGAUUAGCAAACGCACGUUCCUCUCCUCUGAGCGCUGCUACAUCGGAGGGCCUCGCAGAUCCAGAGAUUUCCAAUCCUGUCACCCCAGUGUGCCUCCCUGCAGUGAUGGGUAGCUGGCGUAAGCAUGCGUACCAGUCGGAUGAGGAGGAACCCGAGAGUGUUGGCAGCGCUGACCUACAUGUACUGGAUGAAGUGCCACCGGUGCCUCCUGACCUUCAGUCGCGACCCGCAUCUUCAGAGCCUCAAAUCACGAUCACCUUUUGGGCGUAUCAGAACGGCCAGUGGCUCGUACGGAAUGAGGUGCCUGUUAACCCGUCCAAUCCAUCAAACGCAGUGGGAUUAGCGAAGAAUUAUGCCAUGGACCACAGUGUGACAUUCUAUACUAGGGAGCUGCGCACGGUCAGUGCUACUAAAUGCGUUCCAGCGGCACUAGAGGAUAGAACCAACACGAUCUUCAUGAGCUUCGGAGGCCGGCCCUUAACAGAGCCCCCCAUCUCAGGAGUGAAAAGGUCGUUCGAGGAAGCUGGAAUCGAGAGUUCUUAG
Molecule: messenger RNA, 2460 nt
Organism: Aspergillus melleus
Lineage: Eukaryota; Fungi; Ascomycota; Eurotiomycetes; Eurotiales; Aspergillaceae
Product: DUF3723 domain-containing protein
Exons: 3
Coding region: 1-2460 (819 amino acids)
Source: RefSeq, a predicted model, not a curated record